AUGAAGCAAAUGCCUAUAAAACAGAUGAACCCUAUCGGCUUUUGUCUGGAACAACAUGGAGAAGAGACAACAAAUUGGAUGCAAUCUACAAAUCACGGCGAUACCGGUCUUGAAGUGAAGUCGAAUUCGUCGUCUGCUGAAUCUGUCACGCCAAAGAAGUCCACUUUUGUACUGCAGAAGGGUGCCCAGAAACGUUCACUCUCGGUUUUUUCGCCCAUACAGACUGUAGCAGUACAAAAACGUCCUAAAAUGUCAGACAUGAGUGAUGACAUGUUGAGUGACGAGGAUUCUGCUGAAAUGUAUCGUCAAGAGUUUGGUGAAGCUGACCAUGAACUCAUGUUUGAGCGUCUGAUCGAUGGAGCACGUGAAGAACAGCUUGAUAAGGAUCGCGAGGAGACUGUGGAAAACAUGGUGGAAGCUAGAGCUAUUCGGCAUAUCUCUCGAGGACUUCCUACUGUGAAGAAGUUGACUAUCAAAAAUUUUCGAAGAAAAAACGACGACAAGGCAGAUCUAUUGACCACCGGAUGGGGUUCUCUAGAGGAUAGUAUAAAUGCUAUACAAAAGAAACAACAUAUCAUUACUAGUCUGGAACAACUUUAUAAGGUUGUGGAAUCGUUAUGUGAGAACAAAAUGGCAAGAACGACAUACGACAGAUUACUUGAGAACGUACGGAAAUGGAUACGAGGAUUUAGGAGCGAUUUGAGUGAGAAAAUCAGUGCAGGAGGACUUGAUUUUAUGAAAGCUGUGGAAAGCUUAUGGAGUGAUUAUUGCCAACAAAUGAUCCUUAUACGCAAUGUAUUUCUGUAUCUUGAUAGGACGUUCAUUCUCGAAAAUAUCGAUGAGUCCCCAAUAUGGGAAUCUUCACUAGUGAUAUUCCGCGAAGAAAUCGUAACAUAUGGGUCCGUACUCAAGAAGCUAGUCGAUGGAAUUUUGGAAUGUAUAGCUGCAGAAAGAGCUGGAGAUCAAGUGGAUCGAUCACUACUUCGUGCUUUACUGCGUAUGUUGCGAACAUUGGAUUUAUACAAGCAGUCUUUCGAAGAAGAGUUUUUGACCAACACUGUCGCGCAUUAUACGUUUGAAAGUAUGUCGUUAGUGCGUACACUUGAGACCGUCGAAUUUUUACUCUAUAUCGAGCGAAGACUGAAAGAAGAGAACGAACGUGUUGAUUUUUAUCUGGAUGAAAGCACCAGAGCACCUCUUUUGACAAGAGCAGAGAAAUGCAUGAUUACAGACCAUAUGCAGGAUGUUGUGGAUAAUGGCCUCGCAACUUUAUUGACCGAUAAUCGUGUACAAGAUGUAUCGAGACUAUAUUCGCUACUGAAUAGGGUGGAAGGAGGUGUCGCUCUUCUGAAGACGGGAUUCUCUUCUUACAUCAAGCAAGUUGGUAAAGCAAUGAUAAUGGAUCCUCAGCGCGAUGCAACUAUGGUUGAAGAGCUCAUGGCUUUCAAAGACAAGCUUGAUGUAUUUGUGGAAAAAUGUUUCGGCAACGAAGACGAAAGGAUGAAGUUCGCACAAGCUGAGAAAGAUGCAUUUGAUUAUUUCAUCAACACGCGCGGCAACAAACCUGCUGAACUGAUUGCCAAAUAUAUGGAUGCGAGGUUGCGCAGCGCCAACAAGGAAGCGUCCGAUGAGCAAUUGGAUCAGCUUAUGAACAAAGUGAUAACGCUGUUCCGUUUUAUUCAAGGAAAAGACGUAUUCGAAGUCUUUUACAAGAAGGAUCUUGCGAAACGGCUGCUUCUUGGCAGGAGUGCGUCCGUUGAUGCAGAAAAAAUCAUGCUUAGCAAACUGAGACAAGAGUGCGGUGCUGGCUUUACCCAGAAGCUUGAGGGUAUGUUCAAGGAUAUGGAACUGUCGAAGGAUCUUGGUGUUGCCUUUAGAAAUUACACUUUGCAUGAAAGUUCAUUGGGACGUCUUGGGGAGAUUGUUGAGUGUAAUGUCAAUGUUCUAACAAUGGGACAGUGGCCGGCUUAUGAAACCGUACAAGUCACUUUACCGAAGCAGCUGAAUGCGUGUUUGCAACUUUAUGAGAAAUUUUAUGAUUCGCGACAUACGGGUCGCAAGCUCCAGUGGCAACCACGACUUGGUCAAUGCGUUCUCAAAGCGAAUUUCCGACCAGGGUGUGACAAAGAACUGAAAGUGUCGUUAUUCCAAGCAAUAGUGUUACUUCUUUUCAAUGAUCAACCAUCUUGGACAGCUGCCGAUAUCAUGAUGGCCACAAAACUAGAACAAAAGGAAUUUGUUCGAACAAUGGUAUCCCUGUCAUGCGCCAAAGUUCGUGUUUUGCACAAAACCCCGACAAACAAAGAGAUCAAUGACACAGAUGUAUUUACUGUCAACACAGAUAUGAAAGAAAUGCGUUUCCGCAUCCGUAUCUCAGAAGUACAAAUCAAGGAAACGGAAGAAGAAUACAAAGCGGUAGAAGAAGAAGUCAACCAAGAUCGACAGUACCAAAUUGAUGCAGCCAUUGUGCGUGUCAUGAAGACACGCAAAAAGCUCAACCAUCAGCUGCUGAUCUCAGAAUUAUUCGCACAGCUUAGAUUCCCGGUUCGAGCAGCAGAUUUGAAAAAACGAAUAGGCUCGCUCAUAGAGAGAGAUUAUCUACGACGAUGUGAUGAAGAUCCAAAUUCGUAUCAAUACCUGGCUGGCAAGGCUCCUGUUUUGACUGCUCCUUUGGUGCGCCGUUAUUUGUUAUGGAUCAGCUAUGACGGUUCACGGUUUCCAGAAAUGGCAACGGGAGGCACCGGUUUUGGCGUAGUUGAUAUGCUGUACCAGACCAUUUCCGAUGCAUUAUUUGGAUCAAGACCCGAUAAUAACCCUGUUUGCGACCUUCUCAAGCUUUCGCCUAGUAGCAGAACAGAUGCCGGUGUACAUGCACUAAGGAAUGCUUUGAUUUGUCAAAUCCCUUUGGAGUUCGCGACACUUGAUGCCACGCCCGAGAACAAGGCUUCUUGCUUGAGAAAAUGGAAUACGACUAUUGAGACCUUUGCACCAGGUGCCAUGCAAGUAAGCAACGUACACAGCGUAUCCGCAGGAUUUUGUGUCCGAAGGCAUGUUGCAUACAGGAAGUACACUUAUCGGUUAGCUGUAGUGCGGAACUGGGAUUUGUGGGAGUCACUGCAAGAGCAUCCUUCCACUGUUUGCUUUUCCGAGAAGGAUUAUGCUUGGCGACUUCCUCCAGGCUUUUCACCUGAAAAAGCGUCUGACGCAUGCAAGCUUUUCAUAGGAGAGCAUGUUAUGGGCUCAUUCUACAGGCAUACUGCUCGAGAUAAACGUAAAGAACGAAGUCCUCCCAGUGCCGUAAGGAAUAUCCUAUGCUGUCAGAUUUCCAAAGGUGCACCGUAUACGAUGGAUAACGAUAUUUAUGAUUACUACAAUGUCACUGUCGUGGCGCGAUCAUACGUUCGGGAACAGAUCCGUCGCAUGAUGUCCUGUGUGGUUUUUUGCGGCUACGAUCGUCUAAGCAUAGCAACUAUAAAGUGGCUUCUCAACAAUCCAGAUAGCCAAAAUUUCUACGGGAUGCGAAUUCCAGUAGCUCCGCCGCAAGGCUUGUUCCUUACUGAAGUUGUGUAUCCUACCGAAAUGUUCACGAACCCAUUCCCGUACUACCGUCAUGCAUGGGACUACCCAUUACAGAAGGAUUUGCUUUUUGAUGAAGACACCACAACCAGCUGAUCACCUCAAUAGUUGCCUUUUUUCUUCGUACAUUUGUUCAUAUUAGAUUUGAAAGGAUCUGUCAUAGUAGCAAAUCAUUUGUCUUACUGUUUUACAUCUUAUUGUACCUCAACAUUCCAUAUGGGUCAGUAAUUCUAAGAAAUUCAUGCCCCUUUGUUCCCUCCAUCUUCGCCAACUUGCAACACCUUGAGAUCUAAUUGAGGCCCGAGAUGAAAUGACACAUGUCACAGCAAUUUCUUGCCUCCCGACCGUCACCGCACGGAAAAUUCAGCGGAUAUGGUGCAAUCGAUGGCCAUUAUAUGCUUCCCAUUGCACUGCGAGGACGAUGCAGUCAACCUUGAAAUUGUCCAUUACUAUCGUUAUGUAUGCCAUAUCUCGCUUUCUUAUUUGACGAUUUACAUUGCUUUAGUGGUCUUUUUCUCCGGGAACAUCAUGAGUCAAUACUGUUGAACAUUGUUGUUGUGUUGUUAUUCGUUUUAUUGUAGAUGCUGAUUGCCAUUGAAGGAUAAAC
This is a messenger RNA of Cylicocyclus nassatus, 4183 nucleotides long. NCBI's taxonomy places the organism in Eukaryota, Metazoa, Nematoda, Chromadorea, Rhabditida, Strongylidae. The record is from the annotation of a GenBank genome assembly.